AUGGCGGUAUCAAACAACUUCAAAUCUGGCAAUAUUUCUUUUAGUGGGUAUCAUGCAGAAACCAAUGGUCUGCCUUCUACAGCUGUGUGCAAUAAUACACUAUUACCUCUGUUGCCGGAUCACAUUCAAUCACCUGCCACUGUUCGACAUUUAAUCAAUAUUAUAUCAUCUAUUAUUGAUAAUGUGAAUUAUGGUCAACCAGUUGUUAUUACUGCAGAUCAACCAGUAUUUGCGAUUGCUAAGCAACUUCAGUGGAAAUACCCUGAUCUUUAUGGUGAGGAUAAAAUGAUUAUAAUGAUGGGGGGACUUCACAUUGAGAUGGCUAUUGAAAAUAUGAUUGGAAAGUGGUUAUCUGGAAGCGGUUGGACCGAAUUAUUUUUCAAGACUGAAAUCGCAAGUUCUGGACGUAGUGAAACGUUGCUUAAGUCUUCACAUGUUAAAAGAACUAGAUACGCUCAUGAAGUUAGUAUUGCAGCACUUUACAUUCUAAGAAACAACGCAUAUAGAGAUAACCAAAAAACGGCAGUGGAGUCUCUGGAAACAUGGGUGGCUCGAAGAUGCAAAGAAUCUGCUCAGUUUUUAUUUUGGCAGACGACCAUAAUUUUGGAGGGCAUAUUACUUAACUUUGUUCGUAGCAUACGUACUUCUGAUUUCUGUUUAUUUGUCCAAAUGCUCGAAGAGCUUUGUCCUUGGUUGUUUGCUUUAGAUCUUAUUCAUUAUUCACGAUGGCUUCCUGUUUUCAUAAAAGGGCUCAAAGAACUACCAGUGCGACACCCGCAAGUUUAUGAAGCAUUCCAGAAAGGUCAUUUCACAAGUAGAAAAACUAAUGCUGAUUUCUCCGCAAUUUCCGAUGAUCAAUUGCAUGAACAAAAUAACAAACUAAUAAAAGGAUGUAGUGGAGCUAUCAACAAUUUGCAUAAUAAUGAUGAACUACUUAAAAUAGAAAAUGUAUGCCUGGUUGACAUAUCUCCUGAGGCCAGUGAUGGCACCAAAUAUUUUGGAGUCUUUUAUAUAUUGCAACAAUUGUUUUUUCCACCGGAAAGUAGUGAUACAGCAUUAGUACUCAUAUUGAAGAAGUUCUUUCAAACCUAG
Messenger RNA from Helobdella robusta, 1092 nucleotides. RefSeq lists its product as hypothetical. NCBI's taxonomy places the organism in Eukaryota, Metazoa, Annelida, Clitellata, Rhynchobdellida, Glossiphoniidae. The coding region runs from base 1 to 1092 and encodes 363 amino acids. The transcript has 3 exons. The record is from RefSeq and is a predicted model, not a curated record.